Messenger RNA from Dothidotthia symphoricarpi CBS 119687, 1674 nucleotides. Its product is annotated as WD40 repeat-like protein. Gene Ontology annotation, molecular function: protein binding. Gene Ontology annotation, biological process: DNA-templated DNA replication; rRNA processing. Lineage: Eukaryota; Fungi; Ascomycota; Dothideomycetes; Pleosporales; Dothidotthiaceae. Bases 1 to 1674 code for a protein of 557 amino acids. The transcript has 2 exons. The record is from RefSeq and is a predicted model, not a curated record. Gene Ontology annotation, cellular component: nuclear pre-replicative complex.
AUGCUCACCGAAUACUUUGUCGCUGGCAUAGCAGCGUCGACAAAGGCAAACACGGGCGUGACCAAGGAUGCAGGCAUCUUCGUGCACGAGUUCCAGCCAUUGGCAGCGCAGCGCCAUGUCUUCAAGAAGAGCGCGACUGCCCCCAACGGCAUUGCCGUGAGCAGCUCGCAUGUCUUCGCAGCGCAGGCAGACAAGGCCAUUGUGCACGUGUACAGCCGCGAGAAGGGCAACCAGGAGGCGCUGGUGCCAUUCCCAGAGCGCAUCCACAGCAUUGCGCUCGCGGCCCAGGACACGGUGCUGCUGCUGGGCACCGAGAGCGGGCGCGUCCUGGCCUGGGAGAUCUGCUCGGGGCGGCUCGUGUCGACGUCGACGUCGCAUCUCCAGCCCGUCACGUCCAUCGUCGUCGACGCUUCGUCCAACUUCUUCCUCUCCGGCUCGUCAGAUGCCAUGAUCCACGUCUGGGCCCUGCCCGCCAUCCUCUCCUUCUCGCCCGACACGUCACGCUCGCCCAUUCACACCCUCUCGACCCACCGCGGCCCCAUCUCGUCGAUUGUGUGCGGCCACAGCGCGAGCAGCGCCAACAUCGCUGUGUCCAUCUCGGGCGACAAGUCGGCUAUCGUGUGGGACUACCACAACGGCCAGGCUCUGCGCACCUACCUCCUGCCCGAAGCCCCUACCGCCGUUGCCCUGGAUCCUGCCGACCGCGCCUUCUACGUAGCAUAUGGGGAUGGCAGCCUACAGACGGUAGACUUCUACGACGAGGUUCAGAAAGCUUCGCCCACCGAUGUGCUGCGUGACGCUUCGUCAUCCCACCGUCCCGUGCAGCUCUUGCCCAAGACCAGGUUCAGCGCCGAUUCGCAGAAGCUUGGGGCAGCCCUCACUAUAAGCUUGAGCUGGGACGGUACCACUCUCAUAUCAGGCCAUACGAGCGGCAAGAUCGCCACCUGGGACGUAGCCAAGGGCAAUUAUCUCUCCACCCUGACAAACCUCCCGGGUCCCGUGUCGAACCUGCGAUUUCUUCGACCGACAGGUUUUGCCAACUCGUCCGAAUCGAGCUUCAAGAUCCAGGCGGUUGUCAAGCCGAAACAAGACGCAGGGUUGAUUAGCAGCGGAAGCGGCCUCGUCCCGCCAAACUAUACCUUGAACAUGCAGUUUACAGGGCGAUUAUGCAACCCUCACCUGUCUGCUACCGAAGGGCCAUCGCCGAAAAACUGUGCAUUCAAUGACGCCCUCACACACCCCAGUUUUCCCACCAGCAUGCUCGAGGAAAGUCUUGCCGAGCUGGAAUCCUGGGGUGCCCCGUCAAAAGGCAGUGUUGCUCCAGUAGCCGACUUCGCAGCACCGCAUCAAGACGACAACGGUACUCCGUCCGGUUCAACAAAUAAUGCUCAACAAGAAGAACUGAAAGAGCUGAAGAAGCAGAUUGCGAGUCUCCAACGCAUCCAAAAAGUCACUUUCUCCCAACUUGCCGAACUACGCGAAGAGAAGGAGUAUUUUGUUGGCCGAGAGAAGCGAAGAGCGGAGCGUGUCAAAACACAUGCGAAAAAGAAAGUAGGUUCCACCAACGGCGAAACGUCCGAUCGUGCAGACGAAGAUGUGGAGAUGGAUGAUGAUGAUGAUGAAGCCUCCGCUUCCGAGUCAGACUCGGAUCACGUUGAUGCAGCCACGCGUUGA